Messenger RNA from Sardina pilchardus (European sardine), 1865 nucleotides. RefSeq names its product UDP-Gal:betaGlcNAc beta 1,4- galactosyltransferase, polypeptide 5 (gene b4galt5). Bases 419 to 1564 code for a protein of 381 amino acids. NCBI's taxonomy places the organism in Eukaryota, Metazoa, Chordata, Actinopteri, Clupeiformes, Clupeidae. Gene Ontology annotation, cellular component: Golgi apparatus. The record is from RefSeq and is a predicted model, not a curated record. Gene Ontology annotation, molecular function: UDP-galactose:glucosylceramide beta-1,4-galactosyltransferase activity. The transcript has 9 exons. Gene Ontology annotation, biological process: carbohydrate metabolic process.
GGGGCGGGUGUGUGUAUGUGUGUGUGCGUGUGUGUGUGUGUCUCCAUCUCCAACACCGCGAUGAUGAGAUUUCAGUGAGACGGACACCGACAGUCUUAACUGCCUAAACGCAGUUAACUGUUCUAAUUGGACAUUUGGGUCUCACACAUCAAGACUUUACCCACCGCUGGAACAUCGGAAAGACACUGCGAACCAGCUGAUAUUUUGGAAUCCUUCGCUUUCCUGUUCUCUCGCGGUCGAACGGACUUCCCGCUUUGCUUGCCCGUCCCUGUCGCAGCCUUUCUGACAGAUACACUCAUCUAAUUUAAACUUCAAAAUUGAAUUUAUGUGUAUAACAUACCAACCGAAAGCAUAGCCGCAUACCGCAGACUCUUCCUCUUGCUGAAAACGGACUCGCGUUUUGUUACCUAGCUAUAUAAUGCCGAAACAUAUAAGAUUUCGGAGAAGGUCAUUCCUAGGGCUAUUAUUCCUGUUCUCCCUAUCCACCUCCGCAUUGUACUUCAUCUACUCGGCACCCGGUAUAGUGAAUGAGUACCUGUUUAUGGUCCAGGCCCGUGGGAUCCAGAUCAAGGAGAACAUGCGGGUCAUGGGCGAGAAGGUCCUUGAACAGGUGGUGCGAAGCGCCUACAGCGCCAAUGGCACAGACUAUGCCUACGACUUUAACCUGAGCGAGUCCGAGGUGCCAGUGACCCCCUUCCUGCCCGAGGGCUUCACCUACCUGCCCAGCCAGUUGUGCCCAGAGAAACUGCCCUCUAUGAAGGGUGUAGUGGACGUAAACAUGACCGAGAUUGGCCUGGAGAUGGUGGAGAAGUCUCUGCUGCAGCAGGAGCCCGGCCUGACCAGAGGUGGACACUGGAAACCCCACGACUGCAUCCCACGCUGGAAGGUGGCGAUACUGGUGCCAUUCCGGAACCGCCAUGAGCACCUGCCCAUCCUGUUCAGGCACCUGAUACCAAUCCUACAGAGGCAGCGGCUGCAGUUUGCCUUCUAUGUCAUUGAACAGGCGGGCAAUGAGCCAUUUAACCGCGCCAUGCUCUUCAACGUGGGCUUCAAGGAGGCCAUGAAGGACAUGGACUGGGACUGCAUGGUCUUCCACGACGUGGACCACCUCAUGGAGAGCGACCGCAACUACUACGGCUGCGGGGAGAUGCCACGACACUUCGCCGUCAAACUCAACAAGUACUCCUACAUGCUUCCGUACCAGGAGUUCUUUGGCGGUGUGAGCGGUCUGACUGUGGAGCAGUAUAGGAAGAUCAACGGCUUUCCCAACGCAUUCUGGGGCUGGGGUGGCGAGGACGACGACCUGUGGAACAGGGUCCAGUAUGCUGGGUACUCAGUGAGUCGACCGCCUGGAGAAAUUGGUCGCUACAUGUCCAUCCCACACCACCAUCGUGGAGAAGUCCAGUUCCUUGGAAGGUACACUUUACUGCGGCGCUCCAAGGAGAGGCAGAGCCUGGACGGCCUCAACAACCUGCGCUACUCCCCCCUAGUGUCCCGGAGGACUCUCUACACUAAUGUGUCUGUCAGCCUGAGCCGAGAUAUGGCACCUGUGGCCGACUACUGACCCCCCCACUACGCCACAGCAAGCUGCAUCGCCCACCCCUACCCACACACCAUCCAGCGAACCUGACCCGGGCGUGGCAGAGGACACACACACACCCCCAUACACACACAUACACACACUCACACACAUACACACACACCACCAUGGUGUCCAGACAGCUCUUACCCCACUCUCAGAGUAGAGGCAGCUCUGUCCUCUGCAGCCAAAGCCCUCCAAUACUCCGGGACAGUGUUCUCACCACUCACUGCAUUCCCCCGAAGGACAUGUCUGCCUAUUACACAGAACAGUGUUCCUUUCCAGG